Messenger RNA from Paecilomyces variotii, 1656 nucleotides. RefSeq names its product putative MFS peptide transporter Ptr2. NCBI's taxonomy places the organism in Eukaryota, Fungi, Ascomycota, Eurotiomycetes, Eurotiales, Thermoascaceae. Gene Ontology annotation, cellular component: plasma membrane; fungal-type vacuole. Bases 1 to 1656 code for a protein of 551 amino acids. The record is from RefSeq and is a predicted model, not a curated record. Gene Ontology annotation, biological process: transmembrane transport. Gene Ontology annotation, molecular function: tripeptide transmembrane transporter activity; dipeptide transmembrane transporter activity. The transcript is spliced from 3 exons.
AUGGUGCAGGGUGAGGUUGAUGAGAAGGCUCCUUCCAUCACGCCUGACGGCGAAGAGCCCACUGAGGAUGAGAAGCGCACUCUGCGCCAUAUCGCAGAGCACUUGCCCCUCUCCGCCUGGCUGGUGGCCGCCGUCGAGCUCAGUGAGCGAUUCACCUACUAUGGCAUGUCGGGUCUGUUCCAGAACUACAUCCAGCGUCCUCUUGAUGGCAGCGAGGGUCGUGGUGCGCUGGGUAUGGGCCACCAGGGUGCCACUGGUCUGUCGACGUUCUUCCAGUUCUGGUGUUAUGUUACUCCUAUUUUCGGUGCUAUUGUUGCGGACCAGUACCUGGGAAAGUACAAGGCCAUCGUGGUCUUCUGUAUCGUCUAUCUCGUCGGUCUUCUGAUCUUGGUUUGCACUUCGAUCCCCACGGCCCUGGCACAUGGGGCCGGUCUGGGAGGCUUCGUUGUAUCCAUCAUCGUCAUCGGUAUCGGAACGGGUGGUAUCAAGAGUAACGUCGCUCCUCUGAUUGCGGAUCAAUAUACCCGCAAGAAGAUGGCUAUCAAAACCACUCCCAAGGGUGAGCGUGUCAUCAUCGACCCUGGUGUCACCGUGCAGCGUAUCUAUAUGAUUUUCUACGGCUGUAUCAACCUCGGUUCUCUGUCACUGCUGGCGACCCCUUACAUGGAGCUGUACAUCGGCUUCUGGUCCGCAUACUUGCUCUGUCUGUGCAUGUUCUUCUGCGGUACGGCUGUUUUGAUCGUUGGUCGCAAGUACUACAUUGUCCGCCCGCCGCAGGGAUCGAUCAUCACCAACGCCUUCAAGGCCCUUGGUCUAAUGGUUGUCCAUCGCAACAUGGAUGCAGCCAAGCCCAGCUGGCAGGCCGCCAACGGAGGCAGGCGGACCAGCCUCCCUUGGGACGACCACUUUGUCGACGAGGUCAAGCGUGCCCUGGUUGCCUGCCGCGUCUUCUGUUUCUAUCCCAUCUACUGGGUUGUCUACGGCCAGUUCUCUGGAAACUUCGUCACCCAGGCAGGUCAGAUGGAGGGCCACGGCAUCCCCAAUGACUUGAUGCAGAACUUCGAUCCCAUCUCCAUCAUCGUCUUCAUUCCGGUCCUCGAGACGCUCGUCUACCCGCUCCUGCGCCGUCUCCACAUCCCGUUCAAGCCAAUCACCCGUAUCUCUCUGGGCUUCAUCGUCGCUUCGCUGGCCAUGAUGUACGCUGCUAUCGUGCAGCACAUCAUCUACAGCUCCGGUCCCUGCUAUGACCAGCCGCUGUGUGAUGCGUCAAUAGUGGACGGUACCGCUCAGGGUAACCACGUGCACAUUGCCAUUCAGACCCCUGCCUACUUUUUCAUCGGUAUCUCCGAGAUCUUCGCCUCCGUGUCUGGUCUGGAGUACGCAUACACCAAGGCCCCACCGACCAUGAAGUCGUUCGUCCAGUCCAUGUAUCUGCUGACCAACGCCUUCGGUUCUGCUAUCGGUGAGGCCCUGACGCCUGUUGCCUACGACCCGGCUAUUCUGUGGAUGUUUGUCGGUCUGGCCUGUGCUUCCUUCACCACCGGUAUUAUCUUCUUCAUCCUCUUCCGUCACCUGAAUGACAAGGAGGAGGAGAUGAACGCGCUAGAUGCCGAAGAAUACCCCCCGCCUGUGGCGCCGACUGAGGAGAAGAACUAG